CGUCACAUGACACCGAUUUUUUACCAUCACAAAGAUGGCUGCCCACUUAUCUUACGGCAGAGUCAAUUUGAACAUUUUGAGAGAAGCUGCGAGGAAAGAGCUUCGAGAGUUUCUGGAUAAAUGCGCUGGGAGUAAGGCUAUUGUCUGGGACGAGUACCUCACUGGACCAUUUGGGUUAAUAGCUCAGUAUUCCUUGUUAAAGGAACAUGAGGUGGAAAAGAUGUUCACACUUAAAGGGGGACGAGUGCCCCCUGCUGAUGUCAAAAACAUUAUCUUCUUUGUCCGUCCGAGGUUGGAGUUGAUGGACAUAAUUGCAGAGAAUGUAAUGAGUGAGGACAAGUUGCAACCACCGCGGGAGUUCCACAUACUGUUUGUGCCUCGGCGCAGUCUGCUGUGUGAGCAACGUCUGAAAGAGCAGGGCGUGCUCAACUCCUUUACCAACAUUGACGAAUACAUUCUGGAUCUCAUUCCUUACGAUGGAGACCUGCUGUCCAUGGAGUCUGAGAGUGCAUUCAGGGAAUGUUAUCUUGAGAAUGACCAGACGAGCCUGUAUCACACCGCAAAAGGGCUGAUGACUCUGCAGGCUCUGUAUGGAACGAUACCUCAGAUAUUUGGUAAAGGAGAAUGUGCACGGCAUGUGGCUAACAUGAUGUUGCGGAUGAAGAGGGAAUUUGCUGGCAGCCAGAAUCAGAUCCUCCCUGUGUUUGACACACUACUGCUGCUGGACCGCAAUGUGGACCUGCUUACACCAUUGGCCACACAGCUCACCUAUGAGGGCCUCAUUGACGAAAUCUAUGGCAUCACUAACGGUUAUGUGAAACUGCCCCCUGAGAAAUUUGCACAGAAGAAGCCAGGAGAAGGAGGUAAAGAUCUGCCGACUGAGCCGAAGAAACUGCAACUGAACUCGGCUGAGGAGCUGUACGCUGAAAUUCGUGACAAAAACUUCAAUGCUGUUGGAGCAGCCCUCAGUAAGAAGGCCAAGAUCAUCUCUGCCGCGUUUGAGGAGCGGCACAAUGCUAAGACCGUUGGAGAGAUUAAACAGUUUGUAUCCCAGCUGCCCCAUAUGCAGGCUGCUCGGAAUUCACUAGCCAAUCACACAUCUAUUGCUGAGCUCAUCAAGGACAUCACCACUUCUGAAGUCUUUUUUGACAAUUUGACAGUAGAGCAAGAAUUCAUGACUGGAGUGGACACAGACAAGGUUAACACAUAUAUAGAGGACUGUAUAUCACGGAAGGACCCUCUUAUCAAGAUCCUGCGGCUGGUCUGCAUGCAGUCCGUCUGCAACAACGGCCUGAAACAGAAAGUCCUUGACCAUUACAAACGAGAGAUCCUGCAGACGUAUGGGUAUGAGCACAUCCUGACCCUGAACAACCUAGAGAAGGUGGGUUUACUCAAACCGCAGACCACCACAAGGAACAACUACCCCACUAUUAGGAAAACCCUCAAGCUGUGGAUGGAGGAUGCGAAUGAACAGAACCCCAAUGACAUCUCUUAUGUGUACAGUGGAUAUGCUCCACUCAGUGUACGGCUGACCCAGCUGCUGGCCCGGCCAGGCUGGCGUAGCAUUGAAGAGGUGCUGAAAAUGUUGCCUGGCCCACACUUUGAGGAGAGGCAGCAACUUCCAACUGGCCUUCAUAAGAAACGUCAACAGGGUGAAAACAGGACCACACUGGUGUUCUUCCUCGGUGGAGUUACUUACGCAGAAAUUGCUGCUCUUCGCUUCCUAUCUCAGAUGGAGGAUGGAGGGACGGAGUACGUCAUCGCCACCACCAAACUCAUCAAUGGCACCAGCUGGAUCAAAUCUCUUAUGGACCGACCAGAAGCUCAAAUAUCCUAAAUCUGCUCCUUUAACUGGGUUAUUAAUGCUAUGUCCUGGUUUUAAUAGCCAUCUACUUUGACAUUGAGGGGCAACACAUUAGGGUCUCUCUGCACAUACUGAAGUGGCUUUGAUUCUGUACAGGUUAAUGUUUGUGUCUUUUGAAGUUGUGUUUUGUUUUCUU
This is a messenger RNA of Pygocentrus nattereri (red-bellied piranha), 2000 nucleotides long. It is a transcript of the gene vps33a, whose product is annotated as VPS33A core subunit of CORVET and HOPS complexes. The record is from RefSeq and is a predicted model, not a curated record. Gene Ontology annotation, biological process: vesicle-mediated transport; intracellular protein transport. The coding region runs from base 35 to 1837 and encodes 600 amino acids. Gene Ontology annotation, cellular component: lysosome; CORVET complex. NCBI's taxonomy places the organism in Eukaryota, Metazoa, Chordata, Actinopteri, Characiformes, Serrasalmidae. The transcript has 13 exons.